UUAGUUGACGGUAUUGUCGUCAGUCGUGCUGUUUCUCAGCCGGUUUGGUCUGGUUUGAGCUCUUCCUCCCGUCUCCGGCUGCGCCAUGGCGCGUCUGAAUCUAGCUGACCCGCGUCUGCUCUCGGGAGGUCUUCUCCGCCUCCUCUUCUCGUCCGACUCGUGGGCCCAGUGGGCCUGUUAGUACGGGGGGAACCCAGUCCAGGGGCUGCGGGCGGCCCAAGACAGGUACUCGAAAGACAGCUCACGGGGAUGGGUUGCUAGUUUCAGCUGCAGCAACAGAAUGAUCCUUUUUUGACAUCUUUCCGUCAUAAGUUGUGGUAACAGCAGUCUGGUUCUGGCUUUCCAUAUAGUGAAACACCUGGAGUUGCAAUCAUGGCUUCAAGACGAAUAGAUGUUCCUGCUAUUGAGCAUACCUCUGGAGGCCUUCUAGGAAAGAUGUCCCAACCCAUUGGGAUGAACCGCCGGGCAUUCAGUUAUGACGAUGCCCUUGAGGAUAUAGCACCAAUGACCCCUCCUCCUUCAAAUAUGUGCUCCAGUAUCCUGUGGAAACAGCCGGUCAUCCCAGAACGCAAAUAUGAGGAGCUUUCCAAGGUUGAGGAAGGGGAGACUAGCAUGCAUCCAUCUGCCAUAACCCCCUCAUCUUCCACAGAGACUGUGAACAAGGUUCCAGUAGUGAAAGCCAAGGCCACCCACAUCAUCAUGAAUUCUCUCAUUACAAAACAAACUCAGGAGAGCAUUCAGCGCUUUGAGCAGCAGGCAGGGCUGAGAGAUGCCGGAUACACUCCCCACAAGGGCCUCACCGCAGAGGAGACUAAAUACCACCGUGUGGCUGAGUCACUCCAUAAUCUAAAGAUGCAAAGUGGAGAGAUGGCAAAAGAAGAUAAACAAACCUCUUCUGUCCAGUCCACUCCAAGCAGCACUCCUCAUUCUUCUCCCAAGCGCACAUACAGGAGCUGGUUUAGUCAGGGAACAUCCACAUCCAUCACUGGUUCUGAUAUUGCUGCCAUGGAUUCCAGCGGUGGGGAUGGUGAUAAAGUACCAUCUGAAAAGUGGAGUUUCUUUGGACCUAGAGCUCUUCAAAAACCCACUACUGAUUCAGGGGGCUUUACCAUCCAGGCCUAUAAAGGUGCCCCAAAACCAACCCCGAUGGAGCUGAUGCGUGCCCAGGCCACCAGGAUGGCAGAGGACCCUGCAACCUUUAAGCCCCCCAAGAUGGACAUUCCAGCUGUGGAAGAACAGAGGCGUUCCCCACGUUCUCAUAACCUCAGACCUCAGGACUUGAAUGUGCUUACUCCCACUGGGUUUUAGGAACUCCGUCACUUAAAAGGCAGAAUGAGGUUCUUGAUAUUUGAUGAACUACAUAAUCCCAUGCUGUCUUUCCCAUUCCAGAUAUACAGAUGACAUAGGCAGAUCUCUUCUAGAUGAGUUAUAGGUGGUGAUGAAACAAUAUCUGGGCAACUUUCUGAAUUUAUUGCUGUUUUUCCUCCCAAAGGUCUUUUCUUUGCAGCAACAAAAACAUAAUUAUGAUUAUGUGCUGAUCUGUGCUUCUUUGAACCCACCAACCUAUUGGAGUGUUUUUGGCUUGAAUAUUUGGAUUGCUGCAUCUGGCUGAUUCAUGCCAGAUUACUGAAGGACAAUGUAUAACUUUCUAGCAUCUAAAUACCUCCUCUUUGAACCUUUUUGAGGGAAUCUAGCAUUAACCGAAGUUUAAUGUUCUACUAAGGGUCUUGUUCCUGGAGGAACUGAGUAAUCUGCUUCAGACUUGGACUCACUGCUUGGCUGUUUCCACUUGUAAGAGAUUCUUGUCUUGAGGUACUUAAUGUUUUAACAUGAACAGAUUAGUGCUUAUUCUAGGCCUGUGGUAUGAAAUAUAUUUGUGAAAUUCUUUGCUCUUGACAUCAUGAGGCUAGAUCCAGAGUAUAAUGGAAAAGUUCCUUCAUUCCUGGAGAAUCAACACUGCUUUAACAAAAAGAGAAUCAUAGCUAUUUCCUGGGAGCUUUGUUCAGAACUCUUAGUGACACUUUCUGGAGAAAGUCUCUGAGAUGGGAAUAACUUUAUAGUUACUGUGAAAGGAACAGUAGUUAUUCCUAUUUAUGCUUCUUCAGGGGGCAGAGAGAGCACCCUGAAAUAAGAGCAUGGGGAAGAUUUUAACCUAGCUGCUCAACUAUAGUUGUGAACAUUAGUAACGAUUUAUGUAAAAGCUUAUUUUAACAGAUUUCUAUUUGAGCAAUUAGGCAGUGAAAGAUUUGAUGUAUUCUGCAUCUGCUUCAACGCAUGGGGGCACGUAUUGUUCUUGUCUAAACUCUUAAGCCACUGGUUGGCUUUUCAGCAAUGAGAUGGCAACCUUUGAGUGUCCAAAGAGAAGCUCUUAUAUGUAAUGGCAUGUUUACUGAGACUUCCUCACUAAUCUUUUUUAUGUCCCAAAGAAGAUCUGUGUCCUAUCUAAACCCCCAUAUUUUUUCUAUAAAUUGUGGGCAGUGCUGUUGCUAAGUGACUUAAUGAUGUCUCAUCCAGCUUCAUCUCCUCUUCCUUCAUUUAUAUUAGUAACAUUUUGGACUUGUGUUGCUUUGAUAGCACUGUAGUUCUGUCAACCUGUUAGUCAUUGCCACCACUGCUUGUACACAGUGAUCUAGCUUCUUUCUUAGUGUUAAUUUAUUUUUUGUGAUGCUUAGUGCUCAUGUCUUUGUGCCUAAUACUUCCACAAAAUAAAAGCCUUGAGAAUAAA
Rhineura floridana is the source of this 2725-nucleotide messenger RNA. Its product is annotated as KIAA1191 ortholog. The transcript is spliced from 9 exons. Bases 373 to 1308 code for a protein of 311 amino acids. The record is from RefSeq and is a predicted model, not a curated record. Gene Ontology annotation, cellular component: cytoplasm. NCBI's taxonomy places the organism in Eukaryota, Metazoa, Chordata, Lepidosauria, Squamata, Rhineuridae.